AUGGCGAGCUGCCAGGUGCAGGGCGAACCCGAGCUCUACGGACUGGGCAUCCGAGUCGCCUUCUACAUCCAGUGGUUCGGCGCCAUCGUCGUGGAAUACCUCGAGGUGGCCGACCUGCCCGACAUGCGCCUCGUCGGCCUCCUGUUCUCGGCCGCCGCCUUCGUCGGCCUCGUCAUCCAGCUGUCCAUGGCCGCGCUGCAGCCCGCCGACAUCUACAUUGUCCUCCUCCUGGCCAUGGGCAUCUACCUUCCCCUCGUCCCGCUGUACGCGUGGAAGGCGGUGACCGGCUUCAACCCCUACUGGGACCCGUUCCGGUGGUCGAACGAGCCGAGCCGCGCCUUCAGGGGGCUCGACUUCACCCUGCUCCUGGCGACAACCUCGCUGGCCAUCUGGUACUGGUGCUCGUUCGUACCGGAGAACCCUUGCUCGUCGGGCCAGUACGGCUUUCUCUUUAGCCGCGUGAGCUUGGGGAACAAGGGCUUCAUCGCCUCCAACGCCAUCAUGUACUUCGUCAUCCUGCUUGUCUGCUUGCUCGUCCUCCUGCUCAUGGUCGGUUGGAGAGUGCCCUUUUGGCGCGAGAGACGGAAGAAGCGUCGGGUCAAGAAAUCGCACGUCAUAGUGGUGAAGGAGCUCAGGACGCUGAGCAACAUCGCCGUCGCCGCGACCCUGACGGCCGCCGUCGAGCUCACCGUCUCGUGGAACGACAUCACAAGCGCGAACUACGUGUCCGACGUCGCCCAGGUCCUCCCGCUCCUCGUCAGCGCCGGGUUCCUGGUGCGGGUCCUGUUCCUGCACUUCGCGGGCGUGGACGGGGAGUCGGAGUCGUCCGAGGAGGACAGCGACGAGGGGUCCCGUAGCUACACGACGGAGUCGCCGGGCGGAUUGCCCCCGGCGCCGCCGCCCGCCCAUGCGCGGCGGUAG
Molecule: messenger RNA, 921 nt
Organism: Colletotrichum higginsianum IMI 349063
Lineage: Eukaryota; Fungi; Ascomycota; Sordariomycetes; Glomerellales; Glomerellaceae
Exons: 2
Coding region: 1-921 (306 amino acids)
Source: RefSeq, a predicted model, not a curated record